AUGGGAAAUUCUUACGCUGGUCAGCUCAAGACAACACGCUUUGAAGAAGUGUUGCAUAAUUCUAUUGAGGCCUCUCUCCGCUCAAACAACUUAGUUCCCAGACCAAUCUUUUCUCAGUUGUAUUUGGAAGCUGAACAGCAACUGUCAUCACUAGAAGCAGGCAGCAGAGCAGAUAAUGAAGAAGAAGAAGAAGAGGAGGAGGAAGAAGGCUCAGAAUCAAGUAGUCCUCCUGCUUCUUACCAGAUGAAGCCUCCCCCAGAAGGAUGUUGCACUACUGAUGGUUUCUGCCAGGCUGGUAAAGACUUGAGACUCGUUUCAAUUUCCAAUGAACAUAUUGAGGUACCAUCAGGGUUUUUACUUGUUGGUGCAAAGUCACCAAAUUUACCUGAUCACCUUUUAGUGUGUGCUGUGGAUAAAAGAUUCCUGCCAGAUGACAAUGGACGCAAUGCCCUAUUGGGCUUCUCUGGCAAUUGUGUUGGCUGUGGCAAGAAGGGUUUCUGCUACUUUACAGAAUUCUCAAAUCACAUUAAUCUUAAACUGACCACUCAGCCCAAGAAACAGAAACACUUAAAGUAUUAUUUGGUCAGGAAUGCACAGGGAGCUCUGACCAAAGGAUCUGUAAUCUGCUGGAAAGGAGCAGAGUUCAGAGGCCGACAGUCUUCACCCAGCACCUGCUCCAGCACGCUGUUCCAGCUGCCAGAAAGUUCAGGCCUCUCGGGAAGCACCUCAAGUGAGCCACUCCCAGCAGCAAACCCAGGUGCUCCGGCUGGGAUUCAGCAAACAGCUGCAGCCAUAGAUCACAUCCCAACAGCAGCAUACAGCUCAGCAGUUUAUAAUGGCAAGGAAUUGCCUAAACAACAGUUGGUGAAAAAUAACCUGUCUGCUCUGACGAGACCUUCAGUGUUAGGCACUUUAACAAAUUCAGGGCCUCCAAAAAAGCGCCAUAAAGGUUGGUCACCAGAAUCUCCAUCGUCAACUGAAACUUGGAACCUGCAGCUCAACCCACAGGCUCCAAACAAAAUUAAAAAUGAUGGAGGAAGCCUGUCAUCUUUACCACAUUCUGCUUUGGUGGCACCAGCCUCCUCUCCUAUAAUGGGCUCAGGAGAACCAGUCUCAGUUCCUGAAAACUUGCUGAAAAUCUGUAAAGCAAAGCCUGUUAUUUUUAAAGGUCAUGGAAACUUCCCAUAUCUUUGUGGUAACAUUAAUGAUGUGAUAGUGAGUCCUUUGCUGUAUACUUGUUACAGAAAUUCACAGUCUUUAUCUAGAGCUUAUGAACAAUAUGGUGCCUCCACAAUACAGCCUAUUUCAGAGGAAAUGCAGCUCUUACUGACUGUCUACUACCUUGUGCAGCUAGCCUCGGACCAAGUCCCUUUGAUUGAGGAUUUGGAACAAAUAUUCAUGCGUUCAUGGCGGGAAUCACACCUGUCUGAAAUCCGUCAGUACCAACAAGCUGUUCCACAGACCUUUCCUCAAGUGUCCAGCCAGAUCACACCAGUGACCUCAGCCCAGCUCCCCUGGCUGGCGGGCCUUGCAGCUAGCUCCUGUAACGAUAGUGUCCAUAUCAUUGAGUGCAGCUACUCUCUGGCUGAAGGGCUGUCAGAAAUGUUUAAGCUGCUUAUUGAAGGCAAAUUAACAAAGACAAACUACGUGGUGAUCAUAUGUGCCAGUAGAAAUCGAGCCAUUGACUCCUGCAUUGUGAUAACAGGAAAGUAUCAAGCAAGAGUUCUGUCUGAGAGCAUGCUCACUCCUUUGGACUACCAAAAAGAAGUUAACUAUCAGCUGGUCACAGGGAAAGUGGAAACUCUGGGGUCCUUCUUCAGCACACUCUGCCCAGAAGGUGACAUUGAUGUUUUGCUGGAGAAAUUUUACCAGGAAAACCAAGGGCACAUCUCUUCAUCACUUUCUGCUUCAGUGAAUAAACCAACAGCACUAAAUGGAACUGGAGCAGCUACGUGUACAAGUUAUGAGAUUGAACGACAUCAGAUUCGUCCAUUCCAGCUAGCAGUGGCUCAGAAAUUGCUGUCUCAUAUUUGCUCAAUCGCUGACUCCAGUACUCAAAAUCUUGAUUUGGGUUCCUUCGAGAAAAUUGAUUUCUUGAUUUGUGUUCCACCCUCUGAAGUGACUUACCAGCAGACUUUGUUUCAUCUCUGCCACUCAGGUAUUUUAUUAGAACUUGGAUUAGAAAAGGAACAUCUUACAAAACAGAGAGUGGAACAGUAUGUUAUGAAACUAGAUGCAGAAGCCCAGAUUAAAUUCAAAGUCUUUUUACAAAACUCUAUGCAGAAUCCACAUACACUGUUUGUCCUAAUCCAUGAUCACGCACACUGGGAUCUAAUGAGUGCUAUGCACAGCCUUUAUCCUCAAACAGAGCUGCCUACAGGACUUGUUGAUAGACUGUUGAACUGCAGAGAGGUGAAAGAGGCGCCAAAUAUUGUGACCCUACACGUGACUUCCUUCCCUUAUGCGCUGCAGACACAGCAUACUCAUAUCAGCCCUUACAAUGAGAUCCACUGGCCUUCUUCAUACAGCAAU
Molecule: messenger RNA, 2532 nt
Organism: Mesitornis unicolor (brown roatelo)
Lineage: Eukaryota; Metazoa; Chordata; Aves; Mesitornithiformes; Mesitornithidae
Product: protein GREB1-like
Exons: 15
Biological process (GO): multicellular organism development
Source: RefSeq, a predicted model, not a curated record